CGGCAUUAGACAAUAGACAGCAUACUUUGAGAGAUGAACUUUUUUAAAGUCCCGGCAAGAUCAGCUUUAGACGGCAAGAAUCCGCCAUUAAUUUCUCGCUCAAGCUAACACUAUGAUACCAACUCGCUCAAGCUUCAUAUUCCUUACUAUCUCCUGUUUCUGAAUUACUCUCUAUACUAAGCGCAUUCGUCUUGGAAAGAAGUUAAGGUUUUGUAUCUUGUCAUAGAUGGAUAUGGAUUGUGGACUUAGAAGGUUGCCCGGCUCCUCUUUAAGCAGAUUCAAACCGGAGAGGGAGGUCAAUUUUUCUACCGUUCAACAAUCUUUAGAUAUUCCAGACAUUCACAAGGAUGCCCCUUCAAUUACACACUCUCCUAACCGUGGUACUUAUUCUCCUACUGUCGACUAUGAUCCUAUUCAUAAGUACCUUAUACAGUUUCUAUUGGAGGAAGAGAGCAUUGAUGGGAACAACCCAGACAUGUCUUUUGAUCCCAGUGCUCUUAGUGCUGUUGAGAAUUUCUUCCAUGAAGCCUUGUGUUACAACCCUUCACCGUCUCGUGACAGCAAUGCAGGAAGCUCCGGGUAUGAUGUUGAGCAUCAUGAUCUCAAUAACUCUGACACACUCUGUAUUGUUGAUCCUAGAGAAUCUAAAUCAUCUGUGGCAAGUGAUCAUCCCGAUGUUCCCAUCGAGCCAUCAUCAAGUCGGGCUAACUCUGACAGUGCAAUGGUUUCUCAAAUGGAUGCUUUCCUAAGUGCUAACUCGGUUCCAAAGAUAUCUUGUAAUGAUGAUAUUGGGUCCAUCUUGCAAUUUAAGAAAAGUGUCCUUGAUGCUAACCGAUUCUCUCAAGCUGAUAAACACUUGGUUAUUGAUUUGGAUAAAUACUCAGUUUCUCCACACGGUGAGGAAUUUACCAGAGAUUAUGUUUUCAAAAUACAGAAGGGCCUUUCAGCUGAUCUGUGUAUAGGAAAGAAACAUUACCAUCCAGACGAAAGUGGGUUAGACGAAGAAAGCAAAAGAAAGCACUCUGCAAUCUAUAAGGAGGAGGUUGACUUAUCGGAAGUGUUUGAUAAAGUUUUGCUGUGUACCGAUGAUAAUGAUGAUCCAUUUAAAGUCAGCACACAACAGAAAAGGAGAAGUGGCUGUAAGAGCCAUUUAAAGAAACGAAGCGAUGAUAGUGAAAUUGUGGAUCUAGAGUCUCUUUUGAUGGGCUGCGCACAAUCUAUUGCUGCUGCUAAUUAUAGGGAUGCAGCAGAUCAGUUACAGAAGAUAAGGCAGCACUCUUCACCUACCGGCGAUGCAAACCAGAGGAUGGCCAAUUAUUUUGCUGACGGUCUUGAGGCUCGACUGGCUGGAACUGGGACACAGCUGUAUUUGACUUCUCUCGAUAAAGCCAUACAUGUUGAGAUGCUAAAAUCCUACAUGUCUUCUUGGCCAUUUAUGAGAUUAUCAAUUUUCUGUGCAAAUAAAAUGAUUUAUGAAGUAGCGUCAAAAGGUGGAUCGCUGCACAUUAUAGAUUUUGGCAUUCUUCAUGGUAUCCAGUGGCCCACACUUAUUCGGGAUCUUUCACAAAGACCCGGUGGCCCUCCAAAACUUCGAAUAACAGGGAUUGAGCUUCCCCAACCUGGUUUUCGUCCAUCACAAAUGGUAGAGGAGACUGGUUGUCGUUUGGCAAAAUAUUGUGAGCGUUUUGGUGUACCAUUUGAGUACAAUGCUAUAAUAAUAACAAAUUGGGAGAGACUUAAGAUUGAUGAUUUGCAGCUUGUGAGUGGUGAGGUGAUUGCUGUGAACUGUUUGAUUCGAUUCGAACACUUAUUGGAUGAAACAGCAGUUGGUGCGGACAGCCCUAGGGAUGCUGUUCUAAACUUAAUCCGGGAAGUUAAUCCUCACAUAUAUACGCAAACCGUUACUUGUGGAUCUCAAAACUCUCCUUUCUUUAUAAGUCGGCUUCGAGGAGCUCUCUUCUUCUAUAGUGCUGCAUUUGAUUUGCUUGAUGCUACUUUACCGCGCCAUGCCAAUCAGAGACUGAAUUUGGAAAAAGAAGUUGUGGGACGCGAAAUAAUGAAUAUCUUAGCAUGUGAGGGAAAGGAAAGAUUACAAAGGCCUGAAACAUGCAAGCAGUGGCACUCUCGCAUCAUGAGGGCUGGGUUCAAGCCCAUGCUUAUAAACCCUACAGUUGCGAAGAAUUUAAGCCGCCGGGCUAGGGAGGGAUAUCACAAAGAUUUUCUGUUUCUGGAAGAUGGAAAUUGGAUAAUGCAGGGAUGGAAAGGUCGGAUUCUGGGCGGCACCUCUUGCUGGGUAGCUGGACGAGAGACUCACAACCUGUGAUAGUUAGGAUGGUAACUAUUGGUAAGUAGUGUUUCUCCACAUUGGGAACAUUAGAGUAACCUUUCAGGCAAUACUGCAAUUAUUAUUUCAUGUUUUCUUUGGUUUCCAUUUUUGUAUAACACCGCUUGCUAGUUAUUUCCAUGUAAGCUGUUUGAGAACAUCAUUCAUGGCGGUUCUCUAGUUCUGGAUUUUCUUAUUAAAAUAAGUGAGAUAACAUAUUAUGUUUGUCUAGCUUCAGACAUAAAUUUUGUGAAAAGCUUAGUCAUAUGUAAUAUGUUUUCAUGAAACUGCAUUAUCAAUAUUUUGGAUGUACUCAAAGAUAACACAUUCUCCAAUACUUCGCUUUUAACAAUAAGUUGGCAUCCAUUGAAGAUUCCUAGAUAAAUUUGUGGCGGUCUGUGGAUUAUGCAUGGAUAUUCUCUACUGAGAUUCCUCAUAGACUCAUUGUCAUAGAAAUAGGCAUGCAACAAUAGGAACCUAUUAAAGCAAUACCUCAUUGGUUGGUUAGGUGAACUGAUAAACUCACAAUAUGACACUUUAAUCGGGUGUUUUAUCUUACAUUUUAGGUGCAAAUUAUACCAACUCAUUGACUUCCAGUAUGCACGGGGCAUGGAAGCACAGACUGAGUUGGACCAUACAAACUCAUUCAGAUUUAGCUUUUCAUUUGGGUCAAAGAAGAAUUUAGACUUCAUUAAAGGAACCAGUCCCUGUCACACAAUUUGUGAGAGAAACUGUAGCAGUGAUGCAGGAAUACACUCAAUGAGGUAAGACCCGGCCAGUCUUCAUCACAGACUGCACCACCGCACCAUGUGUCUCUGCACCCACCGGCCACCGCACUGCUCCAGAAGAUUCAGAUUAAAGCCAGAUUCAGUAAGAGAGCAAACGGAAUUCCAUAUACCAGCAAUAACUCCGGCGAAGUGGGGAAGAGCUUGACAAUUGCGCCAGAGGCUAGGACACACCGAUAGCGAGGCUUUGGGUACCUGUGGAAAGGAAUGAGUUUCUUUGGUGUUAAAGAUGGCCUUUUUUUUAAUUACGGAGUGAUCGGCGUUAGUGCCAAGGAGGAAGUGGUCGCCGUUGAAGAUGGCCUUGUGAUUAGAGAGUCAAGGAAAACAGCUGUGUUGUUAACUUGUAAUAAGGGUACUAUAGUUAUCAAACCGAGAAAGGCCGCUCAAGUAGAGUAUAUUCUUCCAUGUUCUGAAUUCUGAUCUACUACAAUCUCUCUGCACAAGGUUUCUCUUUCUUCCAUGUUCUGAAUUCUGAUAUUCUGUAGUUUUUAUUUUACUGCAAUAUUACACAAGGUGGCGAAUUUCUGAGACUGAAACAAACGUCCGUUUGUGUUUAUUUGAAUUUUAAUGCCCAUAAAAUGUUAGGCAAAAAACCAUUACAAUUGUUCAUAUCAUUAUGUGCAGUCAUCUAUGCAAUACUUAUUAGUUAAUCAUUAAUCA
Molecule: messenger RNA, 3768 nt
Organism: Cuscuta epithymum
Lineage: Eukaryota; Viridiplantae; Streptophyta; Magnoliopsida; Solanales; Convolvulaceae
Source: the annotation of a GenBank genome assembly